CGGGAUUGGGCCGUAAAACACUUUAAAAGCGUUAACAAGUGCAUGGGUGGGUAAGUAUAUCUGUAAUACUUGUCGUAUGUCGUACCAUUUAUGUUGAUCUUAAAUACCCUCUUUAAAAUUAUGAUAUACUUAAACAUAAUACAAAUUUUCUGCAAUAUUUACUCCUCUAUUAUGGUCAGGGAGGCUAAAAUAGUGCAAUUUAUAUGAAACAACUAAAAUUAUUUUUUCAUUUAAGUGGUCUAUUUAACGCAUUCAAUUCACCAUCAUCAUAUCAGACGAGAGACGCCCACUACUGGACAUAGGCCUCUCCCAAGAAAUUCUAAGCCGAUCGGUCCUGCGCUGCCCGUAUCCAGCGACUUCAUCUUUACCAGAUCGUCCGUCCGCCUUUGGGAGACCUCCAAGUACGCGGCCGCCACUCGAGGACCUUUCGACUCCAACGGCCGUCAGUCCUCCUUGCAAUAUGCCCUGCCCACUGCCACUUAAGGCUUGCAAUUCUUUGAGCUACGUCAGCGACCUUAGUUCUACUGUGGAUCUCAUUAUUUCUAAUUCGAUCGCGCAGAAAAACCCCGGUCAUAGCCCUUUCCUUUGCCCUUUGCGUGACUUCGAGUCUUCUUAUGAGGUCCAUUGUAAGCGAUCACGUCUCGGUUCCAUAAUGACGGAGAGAAGUCGCCAUCCGGGGAUUCUUGGCACUCCUGGUCCCGGCGAUUGGCCAACGUCCAUCAUUGCUGGUACGGCCUCCGAUACCACCGGGCACUUGGGUUAGUAACAUUCCUUUGCGGGCGGGUAUUUGGGCCAUCACCCACCACGCUGGACCAGUGCGGGUUGAUAGGUAUUAACAAGUCUACAUCGAACUACCGGCUUGCAUAAAGCACUGAUAAAUAAAUUUACUGGACUAAUAAAUUUAUUGUUUCUUAUUUCUUUUGUGGUUUUAUGUAUGUGAAGUCAGUUUUUGUAUAAGUAUGAUAAGAAAGGUUUAUUUUUAUUUCAUUCGUUUAGGCUUCGGCAAGCUAUUAACAAUUUGGUACAAGCGCAGUGCGUUUCGUCGGCUCGUGAACGAAUUACCGGACCUCUGGCCGGUAUUGCUACCUGAUAAGGAAUCGGCAGCCAUUAAGCGCUCGAGCCUGUCCACCCUCAAGUACGUCCAAAACUUUUACCUAAAGAAUACCUACAUCGGCCUGUGGGGCUACAACUUGACACCGGUAAUCUUGUACUGCUUCUACAAGAUGAGGGGCAUGCCUGCAAGCAUCGGCUUCAUAUGGCACGUGUACUAUCCGUUUCAAACGACCACUGUACUGCCUCAUACGAUCGCCUAUAUCUACGAAAUGUUUGCCGGUUCAUUCUCAGUGUGCGCAAUGGUCGGAGCGGAUCUGUUGUUCAUAACGAUGGCCAGUCACAUCAGCAUGCUCUUACGUCAAUUGCAAAUGAAGGUCCGGAACCUCGGCAACCGGCGGGAAAACACUCCGUUAAAACCGGCGUCCAACUACCAUGACUGUUACGAAGAUAUAGUGGAUUUGAUCAAAAUACACCAGAGGAUAAUCAGUUAUGGAAUUGAUUUAGAAGAUGCCUUUUCCGCGGUCAACCUCAUCAAUCUUCUUUUGAGCUCUGUCAAUUUGUGCUGCGGUUUGUUCAAUGUUGUUUUCUUAAACCCGUGGCAAGAAAUGAACGACAAAAUGUUCGUUAUAAUAGCACUCGCGCAAAUGGGCAUGAUUUGCUGGUACGCUGAUGACAUUGCUAGAGCGAGCGCAGGCGUAGCAGAUGCAGUGUAUCAGAGUGGUUGGUACGAAUGCAACGCGCGGUGUCGACGUGCUAUGUUGGUGUUCAUGCAAAGAUCUCAAAAGCCUCUGCAUUUUACAGCACUCAAGUUUAAGGCCAUCACGAUGAUGACGUAUGGUUCGUUCCUCACGACUUCGUAUUCCUAUUUCACACUGCUGUAUACUUCAUAUCGCAGACAUUGAUUAAAGAAAAAAUAAAAUUCAUCAGUAUUCAUCACUUUAAGCUUUGUUUUCUUGUUCUAAGCUUUUACAAGCACAUGUGAAAAAAAUUACGCCAUCGGUUCACAAAACUACGACG
Messenger RNA from Chilo suppressalis (striped riceborer), 2070 nucleotides. The record is from the annotation of a GenBank genome assembly. Lineage: Eukaryota; Metazoa; Arthropoda; Insecta; Lepidoptera; Crambidae.